CACACGGUAUGUAUGCUCAUUAGUGCUCACAUUUGUACUUGUCAAAAUGAAGGCUUUACUCAACUACCUUGUGGUCAUACUGGUCUUUCCGUUGUGCUUCUCAGGCCACGCUAUGAAAAGAACUUUACCAGAAGACUGUACAGAGAUUCAGAAGCAGUCACCUCUAGCAUCCAGUGGAGUUUAUGUAAUCCAGCCAGCUGGGGGCAGCACUCGCUUUAAGGUGUACUGCGAGCUGCGUUCAGACGGUGGCUGGGUGGUGCUUCAGAGACGAACUGAAGGAGUUUUGUCCUUUCACAGGGGAUGGAGAGAUUACAAAUACGGCUUUGGAUCUAUGGAUGAUGACCACUGGCUCGGUUUGGAGAAGGUCCAUCUUCUGACCAAGGAAAAAUACAAAAAGUGGACUGUGAGGGUGGAUCUGUGGGACCAUGAAGGUGGCACUGCUUAUGCUGAGUACAACAACUUUAAAAUUGGAAGUGAUGCAACGGCUUAUAGACUUCAGGUUGGGAGAUACAGCGGAACUGCAGGUGACGCCAUCCGUGGGGCCUAUGCAGGCAUCGACCAAAAUGGCUUUGGCUUCAGCACCAUCGACCGGGACAAUGACGGCUGCUCCCCGUGCAUCUUCGGUGACAUCGCUGAACUAGAGUGUGCCUUUUCAGAGGGUGGAGCUUGGUGGUACAGCAGCUGUGGCUCUGCCAGUCUGAACGGUGACUGGCAUCCCUUUGGAGAUCACAUUGGUUGGGCCUCAGGUCUGCACUGGCUCACCUGGAAAGGACCCGCCCCUUAUUCAUUGAAGGCUACCCGGAUGAUGUUCAAAACGGAGUAAUCCCUCCUGUCAGUUGCACUUUGGCAACACAUCCAUCCAAAUUUUUCAAGUCAUGAAAUCAAAAUAAAGGCUGGGAUCUA
Messenger RNA from Cyprinodon tularosa, 903 nucleotides. Its product is annotated as microfibril-associated glycoprotein 4-like. The transcript is spliced from 7 exons. Gene Ontology annotation, molecular function: receptor tyrosine kinase binding. NCBI's taxonomy places the organism in Eukaryota, Metazoa, Chordata, Actinopteri, Cyprinodontiformes, Cyprinodontidae. The record is from RefSeq and is a predicted model, not a curated record. Gene Ontology annotation, biological process: angiogenesis; Tie signaling pathway. The coding region runs from base 47 to 823 and encodes 258 amino acids.